This is a messenger RNA of Fusarium venenatum, 2724 nucleotides long. RefSeq lists its product as uncharacterized. The record is from RefSeq and is a predicted model, not a curated record. Gene Ontology annotation, biological process: regulation of DNA-templated transcription. Gene Ontology annotation, cellular component: Set3 complex; Rpd3L-Expanded complex. NCBI's taxonomy places the organism in Eukaryota, Fungi, Ascomycota, Sordariomycetes, Hypocreales, Nectriaceae.
AUGACCGAAAAACCGGCGUCGCUGUCUACGCAGUUCGCGGCUCCUAGUCAGAUCGCUCCUGUUCCGCUGGGCGCAACACCCAGAAACGACGCUGCUCGACCAGCAGACGGAGCGGAAGAGGAACCAUAUACAAUAAAGUGUAUAUGUAACUUUUCUGACGAUGAUGGAAACACCAUUUAUUGCGAAACUUGUGACACCUGGCAGCAUAUCGAUUGUUUUUACCCUGACAAUCGAGAAGAGGCCAUUCGUGAGGACUUUGCUCAUUCUUGUGCAGAAUGCAAACCCCGACCUCUCGAUCGUCAGAAGGCUAUCGAGCGUACUCUUCGCCUCAAAAACGGAGCGGUAGGAGACGAGCGUAUUGACAAAAGAACGAAGCGACCCCCCUCCAAAAACCACAAGAAGAGAUCAAAGCCGGCCGAUCUACCAACAAAUGGCCACCUUAGCCCCCAAGAGAAUGGGAAACAUAACCAUCCCGCCGACCAACAUCCUCCGCCUAAAAGGGCGAAACACCGUUCUUCACAAUCCGUCAGCUCCCAAGCCCCCAAACGGAGCCCUUCUUACGGAAGUGGCCGACCAAAUACUGUCCAUCCUCCAAGCCCUGCUACCACCCCACCAGACCUCCCCGAAGAUUUUCAAAUUCACCAGUACUCCCAAGGGUUUUACAACUUGUACAAUGCAAGAGAUGUCCCCGACUCGCACAGCAAUGCCUUCGCUAGCCUCGCUAUUCCCACAGCGUUAUCUCGCUGGCUUCGCGACCCCAAUACGAUGAGGAGUGAAGUUGGCAGACGCCAUUCGGAUGUUUUUCAAAAAUCAUCCACCAAUCUGGAAGCUAAUAAACCCAACCUUGAAGUCGGUGAUACCACGAGAACACUGGAUGACGGCAAGGCUCUCAGAUGGAGGUUUCUGAAAUCCAGCACACCAAUUGAAAAGGACGUGCCUCUAGUGGAACUGAAUGGUGCAAUCGGUUUCCAAAAAGACUAUUGCGCUGACCCAGCAAAUCUCUGGGCUGACCUCUCUUCUCCUCUCCCUUUUGUUUUCUUUCACCCUGUCCUUCCGUUGUAUAUCGACACACGACAAGAAGGUUCUUUAGCUCGUUACGUACGCAGGAGUUGCAAACCCAAUGCCCAACUAGACACAUAUCUUUCCGACGAGAGCGAAUACCACUUCUGGAUCGUCAGUGAUAGGCACAUAUCCGCCAACGAGCAAAUUACCCUACCCUGGGACUUUCGCUUAGAGAAGAGUGUGGAUGCUCGCUGGCUUCAUCUUCUUGGUUUGAGCGACGACGAUUCCUCUAGCAACACAGAAAUGCCCGUGGAUGACACAGAGUAUAUGGCGAUAUCGAAUUGGAUGAGCCGGAUCCUCUCAGAAUAUGGCGGCUGUGCGUGCGACCUGGAUAACAACUGUGCGUUCGCACGCUUCCAUCGCCAGUAUCUCUAUUUGAAGCAGCAAGUGCGUGGCCCGACGAAGAAGAAACAAAGAAAGUCCAAAACACAGGCUAUCUCGCCCACGAGUACAGGACAGACUGUUACUAGCCGAGCCACGAGUGAAGGCCAUAUCGACGAAGGUGCAGAUCACGACAACAGAUCACAGUCCGGCUCUCUUCGAAGCAAACCCCCGAGCCGUGAUCUAACUCCUCUAAGACAAGGCUCUUUCGAUCAGCUUGGCAUCUUGACUGAGCCAACAGACCGGGACAAGCGGAAAGUUGCCAUGGUAGAGGACACAUUUCGUCGUAUGGAGCAGCAACAGCCACCGAGAAAGAAGAAGCGUGUAUCUGAUGGUACAUGUUCCACUUCCUCCAAGCCGAAGCAUCGCAAUGGCUCAGUGGCAUCCCACGGUAAUUACGUUGAUGCCGGGACAUGUAGAAGCCAUUCUGGAUCACCGACCAGCACUUCCCCGCACAUUCCUCAGAGGCCGUCGAUGCUCACUCAGGCCCUUGCCGCCCCUUAUCGCGAAUCAUCAGCGACACCCAGAGGAGUGUACUGCGAUGCCGCAACACAAACCGACCCCGUCGAAGGUGCCUGGUUCAGCGAGCCCAGUCGAUCUCCACGACCGAAGAAACGCAUUAUUCCGCUUUCGAAGCGUUUGCUUAACAGCCGCCAUAAAGUCAAAACUGACGAAGAGGAUCAACGAAGACGAUCCUCGGUUAGCCAAGCGUCCAAUGAUAUUGCGAUGGAAGUUGACUCGCUUGUGGACCAUGUUCCGGCGAUCAAGCGAUCAGAUUCCGAGUUACCACCUUUGUUUCCUGCGUCUGGUGAUGUCCCCAUGACAGAUGCCUCGUCGCCAGCUGCGACCCCUGUUCUAGGUUCAGCAGUGGGCGACACGUUUGCAAAAACCAAAACUCCGGACUUGAGGGUGCAAUUGCCUCCUGUACCGUCGUUCGAUAGUACUGGACUGGGAAUUCACAGUGCGACAACUCCCCAGCCUGGGGCUGUCGCACAUUCGCCUCUUUCAAAUCCGUUACCGAGUCCUUUUGCACCGCCAGCCGUCAAUGGCAUAGCUGCUCAUCCCAGUCAAGUAAAGAAGAAACUCAGCCUCAGCGACUACACGAAAAGUCGGAUGAACAAGGCUGGUGGCAAGACUGCUGGCGGCCACGCUGUUCUUAAACCCUCCAUCUCAAGCCCUGAGGACACAAAGGUCGACAUAGUAAUCGACUCACCCUCGAUCGAGAACCCUACGGAGAGCAUGAUUAUGGCUCCUGUUGCCGCAACAAAUGGCUCCUUAUAA